AUGGCUCUCCCCCGUACGACGACUUCGCAACCGCAGAGCCAAGAAGCCCCGACGACGCAAGCACCGACAACGGAGCAGCAGCAGCCUCAGACCACGCUUAUCCCGACGACCAUCAUCAUCACGCCCACGGAGGCUGGAGGCAAGACCAGCACCGUCUUCGCCGUCAUCACCCAGACCCAGGCCGUGACCCAAUCCCCAACCACCGCCAGCUCGUCCGCAUCUGCCACGUCCUCGGGCGGUGCCAUCAACUCCGGCGGCAGCUCCAAGGGCGGCCUCGGCAACGGCGGCACCAUUGCUGUUGCCGUCGUCGUGCCCAUCGCCGCCGUCGCCCUGCUCAUCCUGGCCGGCCUGUACUUCUGGAGGAAGAGGAAGCAGCGUAAGGAUGCCGAGGAGGAGCGUCGUAAGGAGGUUGAAGACUAUGCCUACAACCCCAAUGCCGAUCCCACCAUUCCGUCCCUCAACGAUGGCGGUUCGUACGAGAUGAAGGAGGACGCCGCUUCGUCUGGAUACCGUGGCUGGGGAUCCACUACUCUUGCCGGAUCGACCGGGCGCAAGGCGUCCACGACCAUGUCCGGUGGCAACACAGGUGCGACCUACUCCGACACCACUCCACCAACCCGCGAAACUGACACCCAUUCAGGAGAGCCCUUGAUCAAUGACGGCUCGUACUCCCCCGAUGGCGAGAUCCUCGGCGCCAUGGGUCCUUCGGCGGCCUUGAACCGCGGAGCCGGUGUCCAGCGUGGACCCUCCAACGCCUCGUCGUCGUACAGCGCCGGCAACCACUCGGACACCUCUGACGGCAUCGGCAUGGCGUACAGCGGUAGCACCAGCGCCGGCAACGGCAAUGGGUACUACGACCAGUAUGCCAACAACCCGUACUCCGAGGGCCCCUACGAUCAACGCGCCAACGAACUUCCCGGCCAGCCCGUCAUCCGCGACAACCCAGCCCGGCGCAACACCCGGAUUGAGAACCCCUCCCACUACCCCCAACAGCAGAACGCGGGCAUCUCACAGAACUUUUAA
Messenger RNA from Colletotrichum spaethianum, 1023 nucleotides. RefSeq names its product putative serine/threonine-protein kinase. The transcript is spliced from 2 exons. The record is from RefSeq and is a predicted model, not a curated record. Lineage: Eukaryota; Fungi; Ascomycota; Sordariomycetes; Glomerellales; Glomerellaceae. The coding region runs from base 1 to 1023 and encodes 340 amino acids.